Coturnix japonica (Japanese quail) is the source of this 5202-nucleotide messenger RNA. It is a transcript of the gene GLRA3, whose product is annotated as glycine receptor alpha 3. The record is from RefSeq and is a predicted model, not a curated record. Gene Ontology annotation, cellular component: plasma membrane; postsynaptic membrane. Gene Ontology annotation, biological process: monoatomic ion transmembrane transport; chloride transport. Gene Ontology annotation, molecular function: glycine binding; transmitter-gated monoatomic ion channel activity; transmembrane signaling receptor activity. Lineage: Eukaryota; Metazoa; Chordata; Aves; Galliformes; Phasianidae.
GCGGCGGGGCGCCGGCUGCUGGCAGGCACCGGGGGCAGGCGGACGGGGAGGUGGGUUCGGCGCCGCCGCCGCUCCUGGGAUUAGGCUCCUGCUCGGCUGCCAUGCGGAGCGGCGGGAGCGGAGCUGCGCUGCACAGCGGGAGGGCGCGGGGCGCCGCCGGGCGCUAGGCGGGCGGCGGGCGCGGGGCCGCCGGAGCUCUCCAGGGUCCCGGAGCGCCGCCCGCCGCGGCCGAGCUCGCCGUGUCGAUGCCGCGGACACGGGCGCUUCAGGGCUCCUCGGCGGCUCCGAGCAGCAUGGCACGGCUGAGGUACCUCCGCGCCGCUGUCUCGGGCUUCUAUCUAUGGGAAGCUGCGGUGCUGCUCAGCUUGGUAGCUACAAAGGAAACAGACAGUGCAAGAUCCCGUAGCAUGCCAAUGUCGCCAUCUGAUUUCUUGGAUAAGCUAAUGGGUAGGAUGUCGGGCUACGAUGCAAGGAUCAGACCAAAUUUCAAAGGCCCUCCAGUUAAUGUCACAUGCAACAUUUUUAUAAACAGCUUUGGAUCCAUAGCAGAGACAACCAUGGAUUAUCGAGUGAACAUCUUUCUCCGUCAGAAUUGGAAUGAUCCACGUCUUGCAUAUAGUGAAUAUCCAGAUGACUCUUUAGACUUAGAUCCAUCCAUGCUGGAUUCAAUUUGGAAACCAGAUUUAUUCUUUGCUAAUGAAAAAGGUGCCAACUUUCAUGAAGUUACAACGGAUAAUAAAUUGUUGAGAAUUUUCAAAAAUGGAAAUGUACUUUAUUCUAUCAGAUUGACUUUAAUACUGUCUUGCCCGAUGGAUCUCAAAAAUUUUCCAAUGGAUGUGCAAACAUGUAUAAUGCAGUUGGAAAGCUUUGGAUACACAAUGAAUGAUCUCAUUUUUGAAUGGCAAGAAAAAGGAGCAGUUCAAGUAGCAGAAGGCCUCACCCUGCCACAGUUUCUGUUGAAAGAAGAAAAGGAUUUGUGUUACUGCACCAAGCAUUACAAUACAGGAAAGUUUACAUGUAUUGAAGUCCGAUUUCACCUCGAGAGACAGAUGGGUUACUAUCUCAUCCAGAUGUACAUACCAAGUCUUUUGAUCGUGAUUCUCUCCUGGGUGUCAUUUUGGAUCAAUAUGGAUGCAGCUCCAGCCAGAGUGGCUUUAGGCAUAACAACUGUACUGACCAUGACAACACAAAGCUCAGGCUCACGAGCAUCACUUCCAAAGGUGUCAUAUGUCAAAGCAAUUGACAUCUGGAUGGCUGUGUGUCUGCUCUUUGUAUUUUCUGCGCUUUUGGAAUAUGCAGCUGUAAAUUUUGUGUCAAGGCAGCAUAAAGAACUCCUGCGAUUCCGGCGGAAGAGGAAGAAGAACAAGUAUUUUGAGGGAAUUCUUGAUGGAAAUGAAAUCAAUGAAUCAUUUCAGCAUAGCAAUGGCUUGAGAUGUGCAGGACCUAUAGACGGGACUUUGCCUCAAAUCUACAGUACAAAUUUAAGGGAUGACGAUGCACGGGAAAGUCAGUUCAGCUUUACAGCAUAUGGAGUGGGGCCAUGUCUGCCAGCAAAAGAUGGAGUGGCACAAAAGGGGCCAAAUAAUCCUGCUCAAGCUGCGCCUAAAAGCCCUGAUGAGAUGAGAAAGGUAUUCAUUGACAGAGCCAAGAAGAUAGACACAAUUUCCAGAGCUUGUUUCCCAUUAGCCUUUCUGAUUUUCAACAUUUUUUACUGGGUAAUUUACAAAAUCAUAAGGCAUGAAGACAUUCAUCAAUAACAAGAUUGAGGCUUGAGGUCCAUAGAGAUCUGUCUGUCACGGUCAACAGGAGGCUUUCUGUAAGACCCAUGCAUGUGAAGAGUGAAUGGGAAAACAAAAAGCACUGAGAAGGGGAAACAGAUCCUGCCUACUUUGAAAAGCCCAUUCACAGUGGAACGGAAGAAUGACACAAGAAAAGACACCUGCAACUGCAAAGUUUCUAUGUCAAACUAAACAUUAGCAACUCAUCGUAAAUCGCUCUCUACUCAAGCUUUUCUGCCAAGUGUUUAUACAUACUGUUACAUAGUAGUAUAAUUGUACAGUACUAUUUGACGUUCCUUACUGUUUUUUAAAACUCUCAUGAAUUUUAAAUCAAAAAAAAAAAAGAAAAAAAAAAAAAAAAAGAUGCAGAAUCCAGAAUAGCCUAUGUAAAUCCCAUAGUACUAGAGAAUAUAUUAGUAUUUGCUACUUAAUUUCAGUUUUACAAAUAAUGAUAAAUUACAUGAGAUUAGAUAUUUAAGGAAUCUUUCUUGUCCUAAGGACAGGAUCUUUGGUUUUGCAGUGUGCACAGUUGAAACAAUUAAUUAAUGUAAUUUAUCCAGUAUGCUUUUUGUCAAUCUCCUGGGCAGUAUGAGUUGAAAUAUUCUCAGCUAUCACAAAAUAUUUACAGCUAAAUGGCCUAUAUAUCACCUGGAAAAUACAACAUUUGUAAAGUAUUGAUUCCUGUAAAAGACUUUUUUUCUUUUAAUUACCGUAUAGUAUGAAAAUUUAAACUUAAAUUUUUUUUAAAAUCCUUUUUAUAAAUUCAGAAUUUUUUUCUUAAUUGACAAAAAUCAUGCAAUAUUUGAGAUAGACAAACUACAUCAACAUUUUGCAAAGCUUCAUUUUAAUUCCGGGCAAAGAGAUAUUGGAUCAAAACUAAAAGCAAAUAAUCAACUGCUUUACUGAAAUAUUACAAGGAUGAGUACAGCUGUGUUUAUCCAUAUACAUUUUCUACAUGUUACAUAUAUCACAAGAAGGUUAAUGUAGGAACAGAUCAUACAGUAGUUUUCUGUAGUAUUCUUUCAGUAUGUUGAUAUGAUUGAGGCACUGAUUAGGUAAUACUUCACAAUUUUGGAGAAAAGAAAAAGUAACUCCUAAAACAUGAAAAGCAAUCUGAGUAUUUUUUUUUAUAUUUAUUAUGUUUCAUGUAAUAAAUAUGAAACCUAUUAAUACUCAGAGAUGUUUUCCUUCUUUGGGACUAAAUAAGUCAAUAGUUUCUUCUUUAAGUUGUAAGAAAAUAGGUCAUAUUUAUGACGUAGCUUGUAGACAGAUGUUCAGUCUUGAAGUUCUUGUCUGCUGAAAAACAACAGUAUGAUAAGAUAUAAAUCUAAUAUUUAGAAUUACUCAUUACAUAAAAGUCCAGUAAACGAGGCUGUUUCUCAUUGCAAAAUAUUUUUGUUUUGAACAUGUUUUGAAUGUUUGCUUUAUUAUUGCUCAGCACAUGUAUACAAAAGCAAAAUAGAGCUGGAGGCAAACAUCUGGUGCACUGCCAAAGGCAUGCUGCAUAUGAAGUAAUGGAAGCAAUGUAACUCUGCACUGAGGAUUAUAACAUAGCAACCUUGGGUUUGGUUGAAUUUGUUGUCCUUUUGCUCCAAGGAUUAGUUAGAGAGUUUCUAAAAUAGUUGCUCUGAGAUUUUAUUCAGCCAUAUCAGAAAAUUUAUAAUUCGCCUUCAUUUUAAAUGCUAUUAUUUUUAAAAUAAUAUAUGUAAACUUUUUUUUUUCUCCUUUUGUUAUCUGACAUGAACUCAAUUCACUUUAAAUAUAUUUUUUUUCCUGUUACUUCUUCGUAUUUGAUUUGUAAAAAAUUCCGUUCAUUUAUGAACAGAGGUGCUCAACCAUGUACCAUGAACUUACAUAACUAGUUGGGUUAUAUAUUUCUCCCUUUAAGUUGUCAUGAACCGUGUCAGGCAAAAAGGGAUAUUAAUUUUUUUCAUCUAGUCAACAGUCAAGUCAACAUGAUCUUUUUAAGAACCAUUUGAAGUAUUGGACUGGACUCAUAACCAAUAAGCAAUCAUAUUAAAAACUGGCUUAUCUCAAGUCUUUCCCUACAAAACAGCUGACUUCUCUUCAAUAAAGAAUUCUUAAUUGAAGAGGUAAGUGCAUAAGUCUAGAUCAGAAGAACUGCUAGUGAUUCUAUUUUAUAAUUCCUAGUUAUUCUGUUUUCUAGCCAUUACAAUGGGAAGCAAAGUAGAAAACUUAAAUUUAGUCUUCUAACAAGGCAUACUGAAAAUAAAGAGAUUUAAAUAUUUUUAUAGCAUAAAAAUUCUACAGCACUGCUGAAUUCUAUUUUAAGUAACACAUUAGUAAGAAAAGUAUUAAAAGUAUUUCAAAUAGGAGAGAGAAUAAAAAAUGGCUCCAUGAUGAUGUGUUCAAAUGUAAAUACAUUUGGCAUGUAAUCUGCUGUCCUGAGGUAAAUAAAGAUUUUCCAUUUCAAUGUAAUGGAACCAAGAUCUCUCCGCUGAUUUUAUUUAUUUAUUUUCAUACAGGAGCUACAACAUUUGCCAACAUAAUGGAAGCCUAUGCAGUAUACUAAACCCCAGGUAUAACAAAAUGAAUUUAAACUUCAUUUAGAUUAUUCCUAAAUGAUUUAGGGUAAAGUCACUUAGUAGAGAAAGAAAGAAAUGUCAAUUGAGUUUAUAACAAAAUUCAAGGCAGGAAUGGCUGUUACUCACCGCUGACUAUGGGAAAUUUCCAAAAACACAGGCAGGCAUGCCAGCUCUCUGCUGAAAACAGUAUCAACUACUACUGUCUUCAGGUAAGAUUAGCAAGGGAACUGAUUCCUUUUUAACUGCACAAUGAAGUACAGGGGAUUAGAUUACAAAGGUACGAGAAUGAAAGGGUGUUCUUCCAUGUUCUUUAGACUACAACUGAUACAGUCCUGCAAAAUAACCAGUUGAGAGGCAGAAAAAGAAUCAAGAUGCUAUUUCAUAGAACUUCUACACAUAAAAUAGACCCUAUUCAUUAACUUGAAGUAGAUUUUACCCCACUGUAAGUGAAUUUGUGCUUAAGAGAUUAUUAGAAAAUCCAGUCUAAAAGGCUGCUUGUAUACACAAUUCCUAUGGAAUAGGCUACACCCAACACACCUCUGCCCUAGGUAGCAUAGGUACAAACUGUGUUGUUCAGGUUAUUCUUCUGUGGUAUCUAGAUCAACCCUGUAUUUCAAAAAUGAAAUUGUGGCACUAGAAAAUCCAUGCAAUGCAGUGAAAUGCACAACAGAGAGAGCCCAGAGCAUCUGGAAUCUCACUCACGGUGGUCUUUUAAUCCUGUACUAGAGAUAUACCAAAACCAUGCAUCCCUCAAUAAAGCCAAAGGCUUCAGGUCCUCAAAAGGAUAAUAAAGGUUGCUCAGAGGUGCAGCAGAUAUACUUGAAUACCAAAUUCCUGCUUAAAUUCCACAUAGCAAAAUGCAUUUUGUUUUGUUUUUU